AGUGCGAGAAUGGUGCAAGAAAGAAAUGAAUUCGCUGGUUUUGUUCGCUAAAAUAUAAUAAUUAAAUCAGAAAUUAUAACCAGAAUAAUAAUUUAUCCUGAUUCAUUGAAAAAAUAAUAAUCAUUAGAAUUGUAAUAAUUUGGUAUGCUGGGUCAUCCAUUUAUUUGCGAUUUGGGGAGAGUUGUUAUUACCAUUGAGAAUAGAUAGAUAUCUAUUCUCAAUGUUAUUACUGAUCUGUGGUUGAUGUCAUUGGUUUGUUGUCAAUGAGACGAAGACAGCAAACAAUAUCCAGCUUCCAGGCUGUCUCUGCUAUCCGAAUGAACGCUGUUGGAGCAAAUGCUUUGCAAGGUAUAAAUUCAGGACAGUUGGCUUUGAUUUAUCUGCAACGGAAUUACUAGCUGGCAGAACUCAUCAUGUCCUCCAGAAGCUCGUCAGACGAUACCAUAGCAGCAAUGUCUAGAUUGAAUGUUCAGAACAAUAGCGAAGAUGGUGAGGAAGACGGAGAGGGCCCUCAUGCCAAUGAUCCCAGGGUUAACGAAAUACUAGAUUCUACCACUGUAUCUCCUGAAUCUCCACAAAAUAUGCAAACUACUUCGGAAAUUACAUAUUCCAGUACUCGUAGAGCUCUCACCUUUGCUUGUGACGAAGACCAGCCUUCUACGUCUCAAGCAAGAAGUGCCGAAGUUGCUGGUAUAUCUUGCGACAGGCCACCCAGUAACUCUGCAAAUUUAUUCCAUCUGGAGGCAAGACCACAAGGAAGUGGGGCUUCUAAUAACGUACCUCGGCAUCCCUUGCCUGUGGCAAUUUAUAACUGGCAAGGACGUAAAACCACAGUGAGAGAACGAUUCACAUUUCUCUUCAACAACGAAAUAUUAUCAGAUGUAUCUUUCUUGGUUGGUCGUGGGGCUCAGCAGCAGCGGGUACCAGCUCACAAGCUUGUCUUGGCAUCAGGAAGUGCGGUUUUUGAUGCAAUGUUUAAUGGAACUCUGGCCACUUCCUCUGCAGAGAUUGAAGUUCCUGAUAUCGAGCCUGCUGCUUUUCUUGCAGUGCUCCUAUUCCUGUAUACAGACGAGAUUCAGAUUGACCCUGAGACCGUCAUGACUACUUUAUAUACAGCAAAGAAGUAUGCAGUUUCUCCGUUAGAGAAACACUGUGUUGAUUUUCUGAGAAAUAAUCUUACAAGUGACAACGCAUUUCUACUACUCGCUCAGGCCAGGCUUUUUGAUGAACCCCAUCUUGCCUCUGUUUGUUUGGAUACCAUAGACAAAUUUACUACAGAUGCUCUUAAUGCUGACGGAUUCACCGAUAUUGACAUUGACACUCUUAUGGUUGUACUUGAAAGAGACACACUUCGCGUGAGGGAGCUCAAAAUUUUUCUCGCUGUUGUGAGAUGGUCGGAAGCAGAAUGCGGGCGUCAACAGUUGCCGAUCACGCCAGAGAAUCAGAGAUCCGUUUUAGGCCGUGCUCUCUCCUUGGUUCGCUUCCCCCUCAUGUCUGUUGAAGAGUUUGCUGGCGGACCUGCGCAGUCUGGGCUCCUGACUGACCGCGAAGUAGUUUCAGUAUUUCUCUACUUCACUGUCAACCCCAAACCAUCCGUUGGUUUUGAGGCGAUGCCCCGCUGUUGUAUGAUGGGCAAAGAACAAACUGUUUGUAGAUUCCAACAGACCGAUAAACGGUGGGGCUAUAGUGGGACAAGUGACCGAAUUAGAUUUAGCGUGGAUAGACGAAUAUUCCUCGUCGGUUAUGGCGUCUACGGUAGCAUCCAUGGUCCUGCUGAAUACGAAGUUCAAAUUGAGCUGAUUCACACAGCCUCAGGAAAAAUUAUAGCCGCUAACAAUACAAGUUUCAGUUGCGAUGGUUCCAGAUACACCUAUCGAUUGAUGUUCAAAGAGCCCGCCGAGAUUUUACCAAACACGAUUUAUACCGCCUCUGCCAUGUUCAAGGGACCAGAUUCUCAUUACGGUACCAAGGGGCAGCGUAAAGUAAACGUCGACUGUGGGCCUGGUGAUGGUCAAGUCAACUUUCAAUUCAGCUACGCCGCUGGAAACAACAACGGUUCUUCAAUUGAAGAUGGACAGAUCCCUGAAUUGAUAUUUUACACAUGAGUUCUCACCGUCAAUCGCUACAUCCCCAUCGUUGCAUACAUUCCUCUUACAAGCCAUUAAUCUCGUCCUGGAGAAAUUUAUCGCACCGAAAUUCUUUUCUCUGUCAUACCGCAAAACUCAUGAUCAAAAUAUCACAAGGGUUGUGUAAAUCUCGGUAAAACGACGCUCAUUCGCAUAUUUUCUGGUGAUAAUUCUGGUUCGCAAACUGGCAUGGCGAGAAGACAAAAUCUGCUCGCUUUUUAAAUCCAUCUUCUCUUUAUUUUUACUACAUAAUACAAGUUUUGUACUCUAUUGUAUUGAGAGAAAUUUUUAUUUGUUGAAAGUAGAGUAGAUAAAUUCUAUUUAAAUAUCUAUGUACAUACAUCAUAUACGUAUAUGAUAAUUUCGAACGUUCAUAAUGUUUAAACGGUAUAAUAUUAUUCUCAACCUAAAAUAAAUAACGUUAUGACCUA
Athalia rosae (coleseed sawfly) is the source of this 2557-nucleotide messenger RNA. RefSeq names its product BTB/POZ domain-containing protein 1-like. The transcript has 6 exons. The coding region runs from base 414 to 2105 and encodes 563 amino acids. The record is from RefSeq and is a predicted model, not a curated record. NCBI's taxonomy places the organism in Eukaryota, Metazoa, Arthropoda, Insecta, Hymenoptera, Athaliidae. Gene Ontology annotation, cellular component: cytosol; P-body. Gene Ontology annotation, biological process: neurogenesis. Gene Ontology annotation, molecular function: protein binding.